GAACAACCCACCUGCAUGGGGCCCGGGCAUUAUCGGACUUCAAGGUGCUCUAUGUUCUGCGCCGUGCUUCUAUUGUACCGGCGUUACCAAAUUGCUUAACCCCCCCCCCACUCUCCAGAAUCCCCCACAUUCUGGAGCCAGAGCCAGCCAGAGGUAGACUAUGCAACAAAAUGGUGGGGCUCAGGGGGCCCUCUUUUUUUCUUCUUUCUCUUCUUCUUUUUUUCCCUUUCUUCCUUACAGCUGCAUUGCAGGGCAGGGCAUGUCGGGAAUUUAGCAAAUUGUUGCUCACCAUUGGAGAAUCUUCGGUGCUUGACUGAAAAUCGCGCAGUGAUGCUUGUGUUAGGGGUGGCCCCUCAUUUUGUUUAUCCGUGCAUACGUCAGGCAAUGGGUGCCCCACCAAAUGCUUGGUUUGGUUGCUCUUAUGUUUGGUCAAACGCAACAUAUACUUCCGCUUCCGCCCUUUCCAUCUUAACUUUGCUAUCGUUCAUUGCGUUAACCAUCGACAACAGUUGCUCUCUCUAAGCGGAGAAAGACAAUCGGUGUUCGGAAUCAUCGCUAUAUCCUUUUGUGUAGGGAAGGUUUCUAUUUUAACAAAUCAAGAACAAGCCAUGCCUUUCAGUCUUGCUUCAGAAUUGCCUGCCUGGAAAACUCUCCAGGAUCACUAUCAUACUGUCAAGACAUUGCACUUGUCGGAUUUGUUUGCUCAGGAUCCCAAGAGGGCCGAGAAGUUCUCUCGUUCGUUCCUUAAUGAUGCCGACGGAAACGAGAUUUACUUUGACUUCAGCAAGAACUUUCUCACGGAAGAGACCCUUGGGCUCCUGAUCAAACUAGCCAAGGAGGCUGAUGUCGAAGGGCUUCGUGACAGAAUGUUCAAGGGUGAGAAGGUCAACUUUACUGAAGAGAGAGCUGUAUACCAUAUGGCUUUACGCAAUGUUUCGAAUAAGACUAUGGAAGUCGAUGGGAAGAGCGUUGUUGAGGACGUUAACUCCGUAAUAGAACAUAUGAAGGAGUUCUCGGAGCAGGUUCGCAGCGGUGAGUGGAAGGGGCAUACUGGUCAGCGCAUCAAGAGCAUUGUGAAUAUUGGGAUUGGUGGCUCCGAUCUUGGGCCGGUCAUGGUUACGGAGACUCUAAAACCUUACGGACACCCUGACUUGACCUUGCAUUUUGUGUCAAAUAUUGAUGGUACCCACAUCACCGAAGCUCUCAAGUCUUGCGACGCGGAGUCGACACUGUUCCUGGUUGCUUCUAAAACCUUUACCACCGCUGAAACUUGUACAAAUGCAAACACAGCAAAAGAGUGGUUCUUGAAGCAGAAGGGUAUCGAUGGGGAUAGAUCUGCCAUCGCAAAACAUUUUGUUGCUCUCUCUACCAACGAGGCGGAGGUUACCAAAUUUGGAAUUAACGCCCAGAACAUGUUCGGUUUCGAGUCGUGGGUUGGCGGAAGAUACUCUGUUUGGUCGGCGAUUGGAUUGAGUGUUGCUCUUUACAUUGGUUAUGAUAGAUUCCAUGAGUUCCUUGCUGGUGCUCACGCCAUUGAUAAUCACUUCCUGAGCAAGCCGUUGGAAGAGAAUAUCCCCAUUCUUGGAGGUCUUUUGAGCGUUUGGUAUAGCAAUUUCUUCAAUGCUCAAACUCACUUGGUCUCUCCAUUCGACCAAUACCUUCACCGCUUCCCUGCAUACCUCCAGCAGCUGUCCAUGGAGUCGAAUGGAAAGUCUGUUACUCGUGACGGUAGCAUCGUAAAUUACACUACUGGUGCUAUCUUGUUCGGGGAGCCAGCUACCAACGCUCAGCACUCUUUCUACCAGCUCCUUCAUCAAGGAACAAAGUUUAUUCCUACUGACUUUAUUCUGGCUGCAGAGUCUCACAACCCUGUCGCGCCAGACAACAAGCAUCAAUUGAUGUUGGCCUCCAACUUUUUUGCGCAGGCCGAGGCUCUCAUGGUCGGAAAGGAUGAAGGACAGGUUCUUGCAGAGGGUACUCCUGAGAAGCUCAAGAACCACAAGGUAUUCCGUGGCGACCGCCCAACCACCGCCAUACUAGCCCAAAAGAUCACCCCCGGCGCUCUUGGUGCCUUGAUCGCCUACUAUGAGCACCUCACCUUCACUGAAGGUGCCAUCUGGAACAUCAACUCGUUCGACCAAUGGGGUGUCGAAUUGGGCAAGUCACUUGCCAAGAAAAUUGGCUCUGAGCUCGAGAAGCCCGGAGACGUAUCUGGACACGACGCUUCUACGAAUACACUUAUCAACAAGUUCAAGAAGAUGUCCGGUGCGAGCAAGGUGACGUACAAACUCUAGUUGGCAGUUUGGCGGAUUUUGGUUUCUACUACUUCGCUACUUUUUUGGGAUGUGAUAUAUAAUACAAGGGUCACGCAUGGCCUCCGUGCCGUCUAUAGGCUGUUGGCCCCUUUGCAUGGUA
Messenger RNA from Tuber melanosporum (Perigord truffle), 2415 nucleotides. RefSeq lists its product as uncharacterized. Gene Ontology annotation, molecular function: glucose-6-phosphate isomerase activity; monosaccharide binding; carbohydrate derivative binding. Lineage: Eukaryota; Fungi; Ascomycota; Pezizomycetes; Pezizales; Tuberaceae. Gene Ontology annotation, cellular component: cytosol. Gene Ontology annotation, biological process: gluconeogenesis; glucose 6-phosphate metabolic process; glycolytic process. Bases 609 to 2294 code for a protein of 561 amino acids. The record is from RefSeq and is a predicted model, not a curated record. The transcript is spliced from 6 exons.